GUUCUCUUCACUUACGUUCGAUUUUAGCUGUGUUGGCUGAAUUUUCUUUUUUUGAAAUUUUUUUAUUUUUUUUGAAUUUUUUUUUUGGUAAAAAAAUAACCGAAACAAAAAUGAUGUCCAGAUCGGUUCGUGCCGAAACACGUAGCCGUGCUAAAGAUGAUAUUAAACGUGUUAUGCAUGCAAUCGAUAAAGUUAGAAAAUGGCAAAAAAAAUGGGUUACAAUUGGUGAUACAACAAUGAAAAUUUAUAAAUGGGUACCAAUCACAAGCUAUGAUGAAACGAGUUUCAAAAUUAAAAGCUCAUCAUCAUCAUCAUCAUUAUCAACAAAAACGUCUGCUGGUGUAUCUCAACAACAACAACAACAAUCAACAACAACAACAUCGUCAACAAAAUCAAUUGAUCAGAAUAAUAAAGAAAAUUCUAAACCAAUCAGUAAUAAUAAUAAUAAUAAUAAUAUGGGAGAUGAUUCACAAAGUUUUCUACAAUCGGAAUGUUCAAGUCAAGAUAAUUCAAAUUCAAUAUCACAAUUAUCAUCAUCAUUAGUAUAUCAACCAAUGGAAACUAAUGAUACAAGUCAAAGUAAUCCAGCAGCAUCAUCAUCCGGUAAUAUUCGGACUAUUGUUAGCCAAACAAAUAGUAGUACAAUCAGUAUGUUGGAUGCACAUAAUGAUAAUGCACAAUUUCCGGAUAAUUGUCCAACAUCAUCAUCAUCAUCAAAUACUAAAACAAUUGAUAGCCAACAACAAUAGUAUAUCAAUCAAAGUGAAACACAAAAAAUUUAUUCUUAAUCAUCAAUAUUACCCACAAAGAAAAAUAUAUAAU
Molecule: messenger RNA, 822 nt
Organism: Dermatophagoides pteronyssinus (European house dust mite)
Lineage: Eukaryota; Metazoa; Arthropoda; Arachnida; Sarcoptiformes; Pyroglyphidae
Source: RefSeq, a predicted model, not a curated record